This is a messenger RNA of Toxotes jaculatrix (banded archerfish), 1710 nucleotides long. It is a transcript of the gene and1, whose product is annotated as actinodin1. The record is from RefSeq and is a predicted model, not a curated record. Lineage: Eukaryota; Metazoa; Chordata; Actinopteri; Toxotidae. The transcript is spliced from 6 exons. The coding region runs from base 1 to 1710 and encodes 569 amino acids.
AUGGCUGGACGAAGGAGAAGCAGUUUCUCCGGCGUGUUCAUCACCGCUGCGCUGGCUGUGAUGCUGCUGCCUGAGGGAGAAAGUAUCCAGGAAAGGGCGACUGCUGCCGCUUUACACAGGAGGCUCAUCCGCAACCGCAGGAACAUCAGCUGGUACAAGCAGCACUCUGACUUCUGGGGCUGGUACAAGUUCUUCACUGACAAUGGAAACCAGGAGGCAGUUCAGGAGAUGGACCGCAUCUACCUGGCCUACCUCCAGAACAAGAACCGCGCUGAGGGACGUCGCUCAUACAAGGCCUACCUGCGCCACCUGGGGGAGAUCUACAAGUCCUGCGCUGACUCUGAUGACCCCAACUGUGUGGCCUCCUACACCAGCAGGCCCAAACCUAAACCCGAACCCCCCAAACCUGCACCAGUAAAAACCUGUGACCCCACCAAGGACCCUUACUGCCUGUAUGCUGCUUUGGUCCAGGGCAAGAGCCCCUACCUGCCUCUGGUGAUCCCAGCUGCCACCCCUGCCCCAGCACCAGUCAAAGCCCCAGCCCCUCUGUACGUCCGCUCUGCUGCCCCAGCAAAGGACCCACAGUCUGGAUAUUACUACUAUGCUCCAUCCGUAACACCUUUCCUUUCCAAGGAGCAGAAGGCUGAACUGCUGCGUAUCUGCUCUGCUGAUGACGUGGAGUGUCUGCAGUACCACCUGAGAGCUGCCCAUGGGCACACACCUGCCGCUGGGCCCCUGCCUUCCUACGCCCACCUUGGCUGUGAUCCCAAGAAAGACCCCAACUGCAAACCCAAACUGGUGCAGAAAACCCCCUCUGGUCUCUACCUGCAGUACCCGAACUGUGAUCCACUCAGGGAUCCCUUCUGCGCCUAUGCUGCCUCCCUUGCACCCCGUGCCCCUAACCCCCCUGCCCCUGCUGGCCCUGGAUCCUGCAACCCUCUUUUUGAAGAUGGCUGCAACCCUCUUACCGCCACCAGAUUUGCCACUCCCCCAGAGGCAUACAAAAACGAGGAGACAGAUGAGGCUGCUGCUAUUCGUGCUGCCCCUCCUGCUGAUGAGCAGAACAACGAUCCCUAUGCCAUGUUCAGGGAUGCUUAUGCAGCGGCUGCCAUGCAUCGCCGUGGUCCUCCCACCCUCCGGCAGCAGUACCCCUUUACCAACCCCACUUAUGAGGAGCCUGCCCGGGAGGAGCGCCACCCUCUGGGCCCCCCAGGUAAAACAAAGGAGGGCUAUGACUGCUUCAUUGGCUAUGACCGUGAAUGUUUUCCCGUGAAGCCCAACGAGCCUCGCACUGGAGUUCAUCGCCGCAUCCCCUACCCUGCCGAGGCCUACGAGCCCCACCUGAAUGCUGACGGCACACGAAACGGAGUCCUGGAGCCUCCCAACCCUCACUGUGACCCUGAGUAUGACAGUGACUGUCGCCUGCGUCGUUACGAGCCUGAGCAGGCCCACGUGGAGGCCCAGCCUGAACAUCAUGCCGGGGAGGACCACAACGAGGGGGCAGCAGAGAGCGAGCAGCAGCCAGAGCAGCAGGAGCAGGAGCAGUACGAGUCAGAGCCCUACCAGAGUGGCCAGGAGGAGCCUCACAUGUCCUACCAGCCACUCCUACAGGGAAUGCCCAGCCUGCAGGACAUACUGAGACGCUACGGAGACCAGUACCCUGAGCAGGAUGAUCACAGAGCUUAUGCAGACGACUAUCGCAAUAAAUAA